This is a messenger RNA of Eublepharis macularius, 165 nucleotides long. The record is from the annotation of a RefSeq genome assembly. NCBI's taxonomy places the organism in Eukaryota, Metazoa, Chordata, Lepidosauria, Squamata, Eublepharidae.
AUGCCACAACUAAACCCAACACCCUGAUUUAUAAUCAUAAUAUUCUCCUGAGUUUACCUAACAAUUAUUACCUCACCCCUCCUACAAACUGAGCUUCCAAAUACUAUUACUAAUAAUAUAAAAACAAACUCUUCAUACACCUACUGACACUGACCAUGAUACUAA